This is a messenger RNA of Spirodela intermedia, 2370 nucleotides long. Lineage: Eukaryota; Viridiplantae; Streptophyta; Magnoliopsida; Alismatales; Araceae. The record is from the annotation of a GenBank genome assembly.
AUGGGGAUAAGGGGGAACAUUAUGGUGUGGGUCUUCUUUUUCAUGGCAGGGCUGUGGUGGCGAGCCGGGGAGGGGCUGGGAGUGAACUGGGGGACGCAGGCGACGCACCAGCUGCCGCCGAAGACGGUGGUGCAGAUGCUGCGGGAUAACGGGUUCGAGAAGGUGAAGCUCUUCGAUGCCGCAGCCUCCACCAUGAGCGCCCUGGCCGGCUCCGGCAUCGAGGUCAUGGUCGCCAUCCCCAACGAUCAGCUAGAAACCAUGAACGACUACGACUCCGCGAAGAAGUGGGUGAAGAGGAGCGUCACCCGUUACCUCUUCAACGGAGGAGUCGACGUCAAGUGCGUACAACUCUGAGAUGUUCUUCCCUAUUCUGUGGUCAAAAAUCGUGCAGUUCUCAUCAACUUUUUUUGAUCGAGGAAUUUUUUCAAGUUUGAUCGAAACCCAGCAGGGUUCUUUCGCUGAUUUCUCUGGUUAUUUUUUCCCGGAGAAAGUAUCCGAAGCAUCGUUUAAAGGUGGGCAAUUUAUUCACAGAACACCAAAAGGUUGGGUUAUUUUAUCGGGUUCUUCUAUGUUUAAUCGUUGUUCGUGACAAACUUUCCGCUUAUAUUUUCUUGAGUCUCUAGAAUCAAAAAGCUUCAGCCUUUACGGCGAUUCAAAUCCUGGGCUUGAAUCGAGUUCUUGUUGGGUGUUGAAUAAAAUCCUCUCUGCCCUUCUUCGUUCUCCACCCUCUUGGAACGAUUCGAUUCCUGAUUCAACUCGUUCACUUCCCCCCUCAUCUCUCUCUCUCUCUCUCUCUCGCGACAGAGUCGCUGGCUUUCCUUUGGUAUCCAAUCAGAAGGUUUGGAUUGCUAUUAAAAAAAAAGGAUCGCUUAUAUAUUCUUCAGUCUCUGGAAUCAAAAUGUUCCAGUCUAUUCGGCGAUUCGAAUCCUGGGCUUGAAUCGAUGUUGGGUUUAAGAAAAUCCUCUCCCCUGUUCCUUCUUGGGGAAGGAGGCACACGUUCUCUCUCUCUAUCUCUCUCUCUCUCUCUCUCUCUCUCUUCAGAGGUGCGAACUUUCAAUGUGUUGGAACCCCCUCCGCCCCUGCUUGUUCUUCACCAUCUUUGGAUUUCAGAUUUCCUAAAAUCCUCAGAAACGAUUACAUUCUUUCAUGGGGAAGGAAUCCCUCAUUGACUCUCUCUCUCUCUCUCUCUCUCGCUGUGUAUAUCUCUCUCUUGAAAAUCAGAGGACACUGACUUUUUCGUGGGCUCUGGGCAGGUACGUGGCGGUUGGUAACGAGCCCUUCUUGUCGUCGUACAACGGGUCGUUCCUGAACACGACCCUUCCCGCUCUUCAGAACAUCCAGAACGCCCUCAACGAGGCCGGCGUCGGCGACAAGAUCAAGGCCACCGUCCCCCUCAACGCCGAUGUGUACUACGCCUCCGCCGUCACCCCCUCCUCCGGCAGGUUCAGAGCCGACAUCGCAGACCUCAUGACCAACAUCGUCGAGUUCCUCGCCAAGAACAGCGCCCCCUUCACCGUCAACAUCUACCCCUUCCUCAGCCUCUACAGCGAUAAGAGCUUCCCCUUCGACUUCGCCUUCUUUGACGGCAACGCCGCCCCCGUCGUCGACGGCAACAUCCAGUACACCAACGUCUUCGACGCCAACUUCGACACCCUCGUCUCCGCGCUCGCCGCCGUGGGCCACAGCGCCAUGCCGAUCAUCGUCGGCGAGGUCGGCUGGCCCACGGAGGGUGACAUCAACGCGCGCGCAGCGUACGCCCAGCGCUUCUACGGCGGGCUGCUCCGCCGAAUCGCCGCCAAGGUCGGCACGCCGCUCCGCCCCAAUGGCGGCGACCUGGAAAUUUACCUCUUCGGGCUCAUCGACGAGGACGCGAAGAGCAUCGCUCCGGGGAACUUCGAGCGCCACUGGGGCAUCUUCCGCUACGAUGGGCAGCCCAAGUUCGCCAUGGAUCUCUCCGGGCAGGGAGGGCAAAGUUUCCUUGUGCCGGCGAAGGGGGUGGAGUAUCUGCCGGCGCGUUGGUGCGUGUUCAAUCCGGCGACGGAGGACCUGAGCAAGCUCGGGGAGAGCAUCACCUACGCUUGCACCUUCUCGGACUGCACCGCGUUAGGGUAUGGGUCCUCCUGCAACGGACUGGACGAGCGGGGGAACGCGUCGUACGCCUUCAACAUGUUCUUCCAGGUGCAGAACCAGGCGGAUGAGAGCUGCUACUUUGGAGGGCUGGCCAUGGUGACCACACAGAACGCCUCCACGGGAACAUGCAACUUCACCGUCCAGAUCGCCUCCGCCGCCGUCCAAGCCACCGCCGCCUCCUCGGUGGUGGCGCUUCUUUCGGGCGUCUCCGUCAUGCUGCUCCUGCUGUUCGUUCUCUGA